GUCAGUCGGCUUUCGAGUUUCUUGCUCUGCGCAACAUGGGCUCCGGGUUCCGUCCAAUAUAUAAAUGGAUCGUAUUCUGUUGUUUCUUUGCGAUUUGUCUAGUGUUUUUGCCACAACAAAAGAGCGAUGGUCCGUCACCGAAAUUUAGAGCACCUCAAGCAGUGACAACAAGCCUAGACGACUCCGAAGACGCGAAUGACUCAAAUGCCUUUCAAAGCGAUGGGACCGAUGGGAUCGAUGUGAGCGAUGUAACUGCAUUGCCGUUGUACUUUGUGGAGAGCUCAAAAUGCAAGAUUCCGUAUGUGGACCCCUUUGGGGCGGACGCAAUGGCCAUUUACAAGCCUAUGGUGUACGAGCCCUGCUCUAACGACACCGCCCUGGUGACCCCGAUCUACGAUGUGAUCAGACGGCGCUAUGUGCUGCACAUCAAUGAGACUCUUGCCUCCCAGCUGCUCAAUUCGAGCGAGAUUGAGUACAAUUGCUAUUACCAGGAGAUAAAAGGUAGCUCGUCUGACGGCUACGACAGCGUGGAUCGCAAGUACUUCUCCCAGGACUAUGUGGUGCCGGUGCAUGUUCAGGGCUUGAUUUUGGGCUGCCAUCGGAUAGACAAUACGUCGCACAUCCUGCAGAGCGAUGCCUACACGCUCGUCCAGUACAGGGCCCCGCCGCCAGGACUCUUCCUAGAGCCAUCGAAGCGGAAGCCGUCCGUCAUCAUGUUCGGCAUCGACAGUCUAUCGAGAAUCAAUCUGAGGCGCACCAUGCCCAAAGUAUACAACUUUCUCACGCGCAGUGGAUGGUACGAGCUUCAGGGAUACAACAAGAUAGGCGACAACACGUUUCCCAAUCUGAUGGCUCUUCUGGCCGGCUAUAGUCCCGAGUCGGCCAGGGAAAAUGUCUGUGACUGGGAAACCCAAGGCUGUCUGGACCAGAUCCCCUUCAUCUGGAAAUAUUUCAGGAACGCCAGCUACCUGACGGCGUUUGCCGAGGACGAGUCUGGGAUAAACACCUUCAACUAUUUUAAGCCUGGCUUCAAGGAGCAGCCAACGGACUACUACGUCAGGCCUCUCCAGAAGGCAGUCGAGUCGGAUUUGGACACAUGGAAGUGUGCCGAGUGCUCGCGGAGAUAUUGCAUUGGUCGCCGGGAAACGAGCAGUUAUGCCUACGAUCUGUGCAAGGAGUUCGCCAGGCGGUACGUGGAUGAGCGACCCAUUUGGGGCCUGUUCUGGUCGAACAGUUUCAGCCAUGACAGUUACCGAAUGCCAUCGAAAAUGGAGGACUACGUCCUGCAGUACAUGCUGGACUUUGAGGCUGAUGGCGUGUUCGAGCAGAGCAUUGUGAUAUUUCUCUCCGAUCACGGUACACGCUGGGGGGAUUUAAUGUACUUGGAAAGUGGCUUUCUGGAGUCGCGACUUCCCUCAAUGUUCAUCUACCUGCCGCCCUGGUUCCGCGCCCAUUACCCCGAAUAUGCCCAGGCCCUGGAACUGAAUCAGCAUCGGUUGACCUCCAACUAUGAUCUGCACAACACUCUGAAGCACAUCGUAGAGAUAGGCGGAGAUAGAGAUACCGAAGGCCGGAAACCGGAGCUGCCCAAGUCCCACGAUUGCCCCAAAUGUCACUCGGUGUUCUAUCCCAUGGACGAGCAUCGGUCAUGCGAAGAUGCUGGCAUACCGGAGCACUAUUGCACCUGUCUGCCCUACAAGAGGCUUUCCGGCGACUGGCCCCUUCGCAUCGCUCCUCGGGUCAUUGACCGCAUCAACGAAUACCUCAGCGGCAGAAAUCUCAGUGCAAUUUGUGCCAAUUUAUCACUGUCUUAUGUACACGAAACCGAAAUUCUGAUCCCCCUCGAUCAGAGCUUCCACGAUGAUAUAUCGCUCUCCGAGACUGCCGUAUAUCGCACUAUGUUCAAGGUAAAACAGAACAGUGCCGAUUUCCGGGCCACAGUCGUCUUCAAUAAUGUUACAGAAGCUUUGGAGGUCAAUGUGACGUCUAUAAGUCGCCUCGAUUCCUAUGAGGACGAUGCCACCUGCAUCGACGACAAAACCGACAAAUCGUACUGCAUUUGUCUGAGCAAUCUCAAAGAGUAGCCUACAUAGAUACCUUCUAGGCACAUUAUUGUUCCACAAGUGUUGUUUCCUGUCGUUAACAAAAUAAUUAACUAAUUGAAAAUCAGAUAUUAUCUCAUAUUUUUAUGACUACUAGAGCUACAGGAAGGUGACAUAUGUACAUAAAUACAUAUACAUAUGUACAUCGACUAUCUAAAUAUAUCAUAUCUCUAACAUGAUUAAUCAGGCAGGCCGGUAUGCGGUUUUCAAUUUCGAAAAACAUUUCCGAUUCAGUUUUGAAAACGCAAAAAUGGGUGCUUCCACAAAACGCAAGUCGCAAAUUUAAUAAGUGAUUAAUUAAUGCAAUAGCAUUGAAUUGAAAGCAUUACUAAACUAAACUACAUUACUAAACUAUUUUUUUUUACCUAAGCUUAAGUUAUGUCAUCCAAAUCGAAUGACUAUAUAAUUGAAUUACAUGCCGUCUUCGGAUAAAUGUUUGUUUUAUAAACAACUCAGAGUUUUUUUUGUACCAUAUACGAGAAUAAUAUUGAAAGGCCUUGUUAAAAAAUCUACUAUCUAUGCGAAAAGAUGCAAAAUUAUUAAUUACAUUUUUGAAAAAAAAGCUUGUUUAAGUUUACAGUUUUUGUUGAGCUGUAUAAUGUUUUCUGUAUGAAUGCUGACGACGUACUGAAGAAAUAUAGAAAAUUAUAGCCAAAGGGAUCGGAUAAAUAUAGACAAAGCCUAAUUUGGAGUAAAAUACUAAUAUACGGCUAUCUGACUGUAUCUGAAUUGUAUCACAAUUACGUUGCCAUUAAACCAUAGAAUAUUAUGACCCACAAAUCUGUUAUAUUUUAACAAAUUCCUUUUAAAUUCGGACUUUUAGUUCGGACAAUAUACCAUAGAUCGCAGCAGAAUGUGCAUCCUUCGAUGAAGAUUUGUUGGCACACAGGCCCAUCCGGUGUUGUAGGUGAGGAAAACGAAGCAGAUGCCUCAGCGAUGUCUAAAGAUUGUGCACAUCACCUUGAUAACGGAAUUUAUGUCGGGGCCCAUAGGUAAAUUGAUUGCAUGUUUCCAUUCCUGGUAUUGGACAGCCAUUGCACCGGUGCAGACUUUCAGAACAUCGAAUCUUGUGUUGGCUAGCCAUCGGACAUAUAGCCCUCAGUGAUUUUGCAGUUACUGCAGUUAAUCGAGCCAAAGACAACCCAGCACGCAUUUGGUGUCCAUAGUAAAGACCAGAGAGAUAGACUAGAACUGAGGAAAGACUCCGUUGCCAGUUCAUCUUCCGCCAUGCAACUGAUAAUCACUUGAGCUCUGACUGGGAAACAAACUUUGUGUUAUCAGCCGAUCCUAUAGAUGCCUUCUCUGGGUACUUCAAUAAUCAUCUAUUGUAAUUAACUGAUUAACUAGCUCCCUGCAGUGCCAGAU
Messenger RNA from Drosophila miranda, 3467 nucleotides. RefSeq lists its product as uncharacterized. Bases 36 to 2084 code for a protein of 682 amino acids. The record is from RefSeq and is a predicted model, not a curated record. The transcript is spliced from 3 exons. Lineage: Eukaryota; Metazoa; Arthropoda; Insecta; Diptera; Drosophilidae.